Messenger RNA from Nannospalax galili (Upper Galilee mountains blind mole rat), 2300 nucleotides. It is a transcript of the gene Angptl1, whose product is annotated as angiopoietin like 1. Gene Ontology annotation, biological process: cell surface receptor protein tyrosine kinase signaling pathway. Bases 340 to 1812 code for a protein of 490 amino acids. The transcript has 5 exons. The record is from RefSeq and is a predicted model, not a curated record. Lineage: Eukaryota; Metazoa; Chordata; Mammalia; Rodentia; Spalacidae.
CUUCUCUCCCCGAGUACUGUGUGGACAGUUUGUCAGCUGCAGCUGGUUACUGCACUUCUCCAUGUUACAGACAGCACAGACACAAUGCGUUCUCUGCUGGAUUAGAGAAAGCCCACAGACAGCCUAAAAUUCCAAUAGGUAGGCUGUCAAACCCAAUCCAUUAGUACUGUAAAAAGUUCCUUGGAUUCAACAGUCCAAAAAAGAAAAAUGCAGUUGCCAUUAAAGUCAAAGAUGAACAAAUUUCUACAGAUUUUUUAAAGAUCAAGAAUAAGGACAGCAAGUUUCUGGAUUCAUUUUUCAACAGACACAAUAAGACGUCGUGGUAUAGCUCAUUUCAAAAUGAAGGCUUUUAUGUGGACCCUGGGUGUGCUACUCUUCCUACUAAUGGGCACUGGUAAGUGCAAAGGAGGACAGUUCAGAAUAAAAACAACCCAGAGGAGAUAUCCUCGUGCUACAGAUGGUAAAGAGGAAGCAAAGAAAUGUUCAUACACAUUCCUGGUUCCUGAACAAAAAAUAACAGGGCCAAUCUGUGUCAACACCAAAGGUCAAGAUGCAGGUACCAUUAAAGACAUGAUCACCAGGAUGGACCUUGAAAACUUGAAGGAUGUCCUCUCCAGGCAGAAGCGAGAGAUAGAUGUCCUACAGUUGGUGGUGGAUGUAGAUGGAAACAUUGUAAAUGAGGUGAAGCUGCUGAGAAAAGAAAGCCGUAAUAUGAACUCUCGUGUUACUCAACUCUAUAUGCAACUGCUGCAUGAGAUUAUCCGUAAGAGAGAUAAUUCACUUGAACUUUCCCAGCUGGAAAACAAAAUCCUCAAUGUCACCACAGAAAUGCUGAAGAUGGCAACAAGGUACAGGGAACUGGAGGUGAAAUAUGCUUCCUUGACUGAUCUUGUCAAUAACCAGUCUGUGAUGAUCACUUUGUUGGAAGAGCAGUGCUUGAGGAUAUUUUCCAGGCAAGACACCCACGUGUCUCCUCCUCUUGUCCAGGUGGUGCCACAACAUAUUCCUAACAGUCACCAGUACACUCCUGGUCUACUAGGAGGCAAUGAGAUUCAGAGGGAUCCAGGUUAUCCUAGAGACAUAAUGCCACCACCUGACCUGGCAACAGUUCCCACAAAGAGCCCUUUCAAGGUCCCACCAGUAACUUUCAUCAAUGAAGGACCAUUCAAAGACUGUCAGCAAGCAAAAGAAGCUGGGCAUUCAGUCAGUGGAAUUUACAUGAUUAAACCUGAAAACAGCAAUGGACCAAUGCAGUUAUGGUGUGAAAACAGUUUGGAUCCUGGGGGUUGGACUGUUAUUCAGAAAAGAACAGAUGGCUCUGUCAAUUUCUUCAGAAACUGGGACAAUUAUAAGAAAGGGUUUGGAAACAUUGAUGGAGAGUACUGGCUUGGACUGGAAAAUAUCUAUAUGCUUAGUAAUCAAGAUAAUUAUAAGCUGCUGAUUGAAUUAGAAGACUGGAGUGAUAAAAAGGUCUAUGCGGAAUAUAGUAGCUUUCGUCUAGAACCUGAAAGUGAAUUCUACAGACUGCGCUUAGGAACUUACCAGGGAAAUGCAGGGGAUUCUAUGAUGUGGCAUAAUGGUAAACAAUUUACCACACUGGACAGAGAUAAAGACAUGUAUUCAGGAAAUUGUGCCCACUUUCAUAAAGGAGGCUGGUGGUACAAUGCCUGUGCACAUUCUAACCUAAAUGGAGUAUGGUACAGAGGAGGUCAUUACAGAAGCAAGCACCAAGAUGGAAUUUUCUGGGCUGAGUACAGAGGCGGGUCCUACUCAUUGCGAGCAGUUCAGAUGAUGAUCAAGCCUAUUGACUGAAGUCAGUCAGUCUCGAAUUUACAUGACACAGAUUCUGCUUUUCAGUUCUCCCAAAUGUAAAUGUCACACAUUUGUUACUUUGCACAAUUUAUUUUUAGAUACAGUUUGCAAAACAAAUUUUACCAUAACUAUAAGAAGGGAUCUAUGAAUAUUGUCUCAUCUUCCUUUAAUAUACUAUAGAUUAUUUGUUUGCAUAUCUUUGUUACUUUAAAAAUUAUAUUGACUGAAUAUAGGUAAAUGUAAAUAUAUGCCACAACGUAAAACAAAUCUUAUUUUAAAUCAAAUCUGAAUACAUGCUCAAGAUACUUUAAGAUUUAUUUAAAAACUAUGAGACUGCUCUAACUUCCAAUGAAAAAAUAAUUUUAAGACUUCAGGCAAAUAAUUCAUUUUAUUUAUGAAAGUACAGACAGGAAAUUAGAGAAAAUCUCUAGUUUUGCCCUUGAAAAUAAUUUUUCCACUGAAUAAAAAUUUAAAUAAAAUUUCACAUU